Peronospora matthiolae is the source of this 903-nucleotide messenger RNA. The record is from the annotation of a GenBank genome assembly. Lineage: Eukaryota; Oomycota; Peronosporomycetes; Peronosporales; Peronosporaceae.
AUGUGCGUGUACUUGGCGCCGCGAUGGCGUCGACGUUGCUUCGUCUUGACGGUAGUUUAUACGCUCCUGCCGCUCUGGACGACGGACGCCCGCGCUCUGCGUGACGUUGGGGCGAGUCCGGAGACGUGGGAUGCAGCAGGUUCCGGGUCAAACGCAGUGAGUGGAGGCGUCGCGGGCUUUUCAGUAGUGCAGAGCUCGACGAGAGCGUGGAACUCGGGCAGCUUUAGCGACGGCAGUGAGCUCAACGGCGACAAGUCUGUGACGUUUGGUAGUUUAUUGAUGGGGAAGGAGGAGAAGGAGACGAGGGUGGCUUUGGUGAGUCCUUCUAGUUCAUCUGCAGCUGCGGACCACGAGGUUCGUAUGACGCCGCGUGCAUCUUCGUCCAUCGUGGCUACAGGCAACACGCGAUGCAGUGUAAAGCGGAGGAGGGAUCAUAAGAACGAGGACACUGGUCACGUUCAACUGUCCGACGAGGGGGCAAAGGAUGUGGGCCCUGUCACGAAUGCAGACAGCAAGUUAUAUAACGAUGGGACAAUUGGUGCUACGGGUGCGGCAAACGAGGCUCCAACGAUCACACCGCCUUCAGUACCGACAAGUCGUGCGUUGCCGCCACAUCAUGAAGCUCUUAGUGCUAAGGCGAAGGAAUGGUUGCCAUCAUUCAGCUCGAGCAAAACGAAAUCGACAGGUCGGUCGGAGGAGUCUUCAGACAGUGCUGACGUGCUUGAGAACUCGACGAAAUCGGCCUCUUCGACGGUGACCAGCUCUUCGUCUUUCGACCAGACGCUUGUGGUGGUCAUUAUUGGUGUCGUCGGUGCGAUCGGAGCCUUUCUCCUCGUUGUUUCGCGUAAGGUAUUGCAGGAGACGGGUGACGACGACGAUUUGGAGGAUUUGAGUCUCUUCUAG